UGCUCCUGGGACGUCGCUUCUUCAGAGGAACCUGCAGCUCCCCCCAUCACAACUUCCCAGGACCCAGCCCAGAAAACAACCAUACAGAAACUUGGCUUAAAUAUUAUUAUCAUUGUAUAUUGCCUGUGAAUGAAUAGGCUGUGCAUCAGGCGUAUGGGAAGUGUUUAUUUCCGUGACUAAUAUUAUUCCCACGGAUAAAUUGGACCGGAGUAAAGGAGACCCGUGUAUAGGCUGUAUACACUGUAGUAUAGGCUGUAGGAGACCCGUAUAUAGGUUGUAUACACUGUAUAAUAGGCUGUAGUAGACCCGAGGGACAGCAGCAGUCAAGCCGAGCUCCACGAUAGACCCGACCGUAGACCGGACCAUAGACCUGACCAUGUGGCAGACUGCGCUCACCGUGCUCGUGACCUACUCACUCGGGAUGGCUGUGUGUCUGAACUCCAACGGCAUCCGCACCUCCAAAGAGAUCCUGGAAAGCUUGGAGCAGACAGACCCCCUCCCCAGCAGCAACACAUCAGAAACAUCAGGAACCACCCUCACCCUGGCUCAGAACCCACAGAGGACCUGCUCCACGCCCGGGUGCAGUCCCCCAGAGAAGGAAGGCUGCAGUAACCGGUCUCGGAGGAGAGGCACAUCCACACAGGACAGAGAGGCAGACAGACAGGCCAACAGACAGGCAGAUAGCGAGAUCACCGUUGGCAACAGGACAAGAGGCAGCUGUGUGCGGAGCGGUGACUGCCAGCCGGGCUUCUGCUGUGUGCGCUACCUGACAGCCAAGCGCUGCCAGCGGGUACCGCUAGAGGGCGACGCCUGCCUGCUGCCCGGCCGCUCCAAGCGGCGGCGCAACCUGGAGCGCUGCAGCUGCGGCCAGGGGCUCUACUGCAGCCCGGCAGGACCCACGGUAUCCGGGGCGGCCAAGAAACAGGGCGUCUGCUUGAACCGACCCGGACAAGGCCAGAGGAACACAAGGCAUUCUGGGAAGAGUAGGAGAACUGCGGAGGGUGGCUGCUGAAAGACUGUACAUCGGACAAACUUUGACAUUUAUCAACAGGUGGGCUGCAUUGAAUGUCAGAAGCAGCAAUAUACUAUACUCAUAUUUAAUAUCCAUGAACACGACUUCCAGCUUGUUUUUAGAUGAGUCUCAAAAGCUGUUUUUUUAAGUCAAUAACACCAGUAGGCCGAAUUAAUAAAAUAAAAAUGCUUUGUAAUUUCUGUGGGUCUUCGAAUUUUCAUUAUCCCCGUGUGAAUGACUGUUGCAAGAUCUUCACUCAUGCAAAACAAAUAUAUUUGAAUUGCCCGUUCUAGAUCAUCAUUUUCUAAAUAAAGACCUUUUUGUAAGUUACCAAAGCAGAUGGUGAGCUGUAUUUGUGCUUUG
Gadus chalcogrammus (walleye pollock) is the source of this 1375-nucleotide messenger RNA. RefSeq names its product dickkopf-related protein 2-like. The coding region runs from base 377 to 1012 and encodes 211 amino acids. The record is from RefSeq and is a predicted model, not a curated record. NCBI's taxonomy places the organism in Eukaryota, Metazoa, Chordata, Actinopteri, Gadiformes, Gadidae. The transcript is spliced from 4 exons.